This is a messenger RNA of Gambusia affinis (western mosquitofish), 2492 nucleotides long. RefSeq names its product peripherin (gene prph). Gene Ontology annotation, molecular function: structural molecule activity. The transcript is spliced from 11 exons. The record is from RefSeq and is a predicted model, not a curated record. Gene Ontology annotation, cellular component: axon; plasma membrane; type III intermediate filament. The coding region runs from base 279 to 1844 and encodes 521 amino acids. NCBI's taxonomy places the organism in Eukaryota, Metazoa, Chordata, Actinopteri, Cyprinodontiformes, Poeciliidae.
ACACAAAGGGAGGAAAUCGCCACACCCAGUCGACACGGAGCAUGCUCUGUAUGACAUCAGCUAAGACUGUCUGCAAAAAAAAACCCCAUCUCACUCUGAAAGCAGCCACCGCCUGGUCCUGGUGUCGUCCUCGCAUCCUGCCCCGACAUGAACUCAUUGAACUAGAAACCCACAGCCGACCCCGCGCGCAAAUGGACUUAAUGGCCUGAAAACGCCAAUCAUGACUGGGAUUACUGGACAUGGAGCUUUUUCCAAAGGCGUAAAAUAACUGCAGAGUCAUGGCGCCGACCCAGACGGCCGGAAUAUCAAUAAAGUAUUCCAUUACUGUAAAAGGAGAGACCGACACAGAGGCGAGAGGCAGGGAGACAAAUGGACGGGGAGGAAAAAAGAAUCAAAUAAAAGCCUCCAGGAGAAUCAGUACAGAGAGAACCAGCGCAACCAUGAGCCACUCUUCUGUGACCUCCACCUCCUACAGGCGCACCUUUGGAAGCCCUCACCCCAUCUCCCUGUCCUCCUACUCUCCCGUUUCCUCUCGUCUUCCCAUGUCUGGAGGCCGCUACGGCCGGUCGGCUUCGCCCGCGGUGGCCGCCCGCUCCACCACCUACCACCAACAGCGGUCCCGUCCCGUCCCCCAGGCCCCGCGCCUCUCCUACGACAAGGUGGACUUCACCCUGGCCGAGGCCAUCAACCAGGAGUUCCUGGCCACGCGCAGCAACGAGAAGGCCGAGCUGCAGGAGCUUAACGACCGCUUCGCCAGCUUCAUCGAGAAGGUGCGCUACCUGGAGCAGCAGAACGGGGCCCUGAUGCAGGAGCUGAACCAGUUCAAGGGUCAGUACCAGCACGGUCAGCCCAACCGGGCCUCCGAGAUGUUCCAGGAGGAGCUGAGGGAGCUGAGGCGCCAGCUGGACGCAGUCGGCAAGGAGAGGGACCAGUACCAGCUGGAGAGGGACAACCUGGCCGAAGACGUGUCCCUGCUCAAGCAGAGGUUGGAGGAAGAAGCCCAGAAGAGGGCGGACGCUGAAAGUAAUCUGGUUGCCUUCCGCAAGGAUGUGGAUGAUGCUACGUUGUCUCGUCUGGAGCUGGAGAGGAAGAUUGAAUCUCUCAUGGAUGAGAUUGAAUUCCUGAAGAAACUCCAUGAUGAAGAGAUUCAAGAUGUGCAAGUGAGUGUCCAAACCCAUCAGCUGAAGAUGGAGGUGGACAGCAGCUCCAGGCCGGACCUGACCGGCGCUCUGAGGGACAUCAGGGCGCAGUAUGAAACCAUCGCCAUGAAGAACAUGCAGGAGUCUGAGGAGUGGUACAAGUCCAAGUUUGCAGACUUGACUGAGUCUGCAAAGCGCAACACUGAUGCUCUGAGGCAGGCCAAGCAGGACGCCAAUGAGUCCAGGAGGCAGAUUCAGGCUCUAAGCUGUGAAAUUGACGCCUUGAAGAACACAAACGAAGCUUUGCUCAGGCAGAUGCGUGAAAUGGAGGACCAGUUUGGCAUUGAGAUCGGCAACUACCAGGACAAUGUAGGCAGGCUGGAGGAUGAGAUCCGCCACCUGAAGGAGGAGAUGGCGCGCCACCUGCGGGAGUACCAGGACCUGCUUAACGUCAAAAUGGCCCUGGACAUUGAGAUUGCCACUUACCGUAAGCUGCUGGAAGGAGAGGAGAGCAGGAUUUCUGUUCCAAUCCUCAAUAUCGGUAUGAGCAACCACUUUGGUGAUCGAGACUAUGAAAGAGCUCCGGACACUCAAGGCAAAAAAACUGUGGUGAUAAAGACCGUGGAGACUAGAGACGGAGAGGUGGUGAAGGAAUCCAGGAGGGAGAAGGAGAGCGACUCGGGAAAAUCCAACAAGGACGAGUAAAUGUAAACUGUGAUGACUGAUGCCGUCCCAUCAUAGGAACAAAAUAAAGUGAAAAGAGUAGAAAAUAACAAUUCUGGCAAAUUUAGUUUUCAUUUCCUUUAGUUAGGCUGUGUGUCAUUGUCUAGCAAUGUGCUGUCCCAGCAUAGGUGCCGCGUUGGAUGAAUCCCUUUGGACAGAGUCACUUUGGUGCUAUGGAAGCGAUUGAUGAGUUGUUCAAAUCCACUUUACUACUGUACCACUCGAGGCCUUGAUUUACAGUUCAGUCCUGUGGAAAACUGGACAACCGUGCAUUUACAGCAGUGAAGUGAAGUACUGACUGAAACGGGUGGCUUAGAUAGGAGAUGUUUUGUAGCUGGAGUUAUGUAUGCCUUAUAGUAACAAACCUGCUGACACUGCCCUCUGGCCGACACACCUUAAAACACAGACGGAGAUUAUUUAAAACCGUUGGCUUUUGUUUUAGAAGCUUUGCUAUCCUCUCACUGUUCAAUAAUGUGGAUUAGUUCAUGAACACGCAAGACUGAAAGAAAACAUGCUGACACUGAAACUAUGUCCGACUAGACUUCUGCAGAAUGUGCUUUUCAAUGAUGUGUGACUCUGGCACGAAUAACGAAAGAAUAUGAAUGUGCAAAUAAAUAUAACUGGAACAAA